ACCUCAAACCAAUCCUUGCACUGGCAGGAACUCAAAAGGUAGACUUGGGAGGGGUUGGAGGAAGAUAUAAAGGCUGGUAGCUGGAGGCAAAGAGCAGCACUGAACGGGAGAGACUCAAGGAGAGGAGGAAUCAGAAGCACCAAAACAUGAAGAUGAACCUGAAACUUCUGUUUUGCCCUGGACUCCUGCUGCUGCUUAUUGUCUGUCAAAACCAGGUGAUGGCCAGGCCCAUUUCCAGCUUACAGGGUCUAGCCAAGCUGUUAGAUGAGGACCUGGAGCAUCCCCUGCUCUCAGAAGAGACAGAGCAAGAUGACAUGAUCCUAAGAGGUCCCUUUGAUCAGCAAGACACUGAAUUCCAGUGGACUCGAAACACUAGGGACCAGCCUGAGAGCUUGUCCAUGGAUGAUAGUGCUGUCCAGAGGUACUUCAGCAGCCUCCUAAGUUUACCCCACAGAUACCGAGGCAGAAGGAAAAAGGGUCUCUCCAGGGGCUGUUUUGGUGUCAAGCUGGACAGAAUUGGGUCACUGAGUGGACUGGGAUGCUAACUGCUUACUAUGGUAAGAGAAAGCAAGCGGCGCAUGGUCUGUGUGUUAGUGUAUAACUUGCAUAAAUAUUCAGAAGAGCAGAUUUAAUUCAGCUUUAAGGAAAAGGUGCCUUAAAGUAGCCUCCUAUCACACAGGUUACUAAUUUUACCCACCUCAGAAUUCACUGUCAUCAGAUGUAUACUUAAACCCCAUGAAUGCCACAUCUCUGUUACCUGCUUUCACUCCUGUCUCCAAGUCAGCCGUCCGCAUGUCACCUUGUCACAGGAGGCAGAUCACAGAGGUUUCCACCAACUCCCCAGGGAUGCUUGUGUCAAUCAAAGAAACUCUGAGCAGAACAGUGGAGCUGAACCUGGCCCUAGAACAGUAAGAAAACAGUUAAUUUCCAUGCAUGAAAUCCUGUCCAUUUAAUCUUACUUAUUCCUCUGCUUUCUUGACAGGACUGACUUGGAGGUUUCAAAGGACCCGUUGCCUUUCAGUGAGAUAUUCAGCCCUUAUUCAUAUUGGCUCCAAUCCAUCUACUACAUGAUGCACUGAGCAAAGUGCACCCCCUCUCUCCCCAGAAUUACUUGGCCAAUUGAAUACACCGUUGCUGUGUUGCCUAUUUGUAUCAGAGUCAUAUUUUGUGAACAUCUAUCUGAAGUUUGAUUAUGGAAAACAUUUGUGUGUACUAAAUGUAUAAAUAAACAAGUUUCAUUAUGGCACAGAUAAUAAACUGUUUUCCCGAAUUUGGUGAA
Molecule: messenger RNA, 1279 nt
Organism: Neopsephotus bourkii (Bourke's parrot)
Lineage: Eukaryota; Metazoa; Chordata; Aves; Psittaciformes; Psittacidae
Product: C-type natriuretic peptide 1-like
Exons: 2
Coding region: 147-545 (132 amino acids)
Cellular component (GO): extracellular region
Molecular function (GO): hormone activity; hormone receptor binding
Source: RefSeq, a predicted model, not a curated record